Molecule: messenger RNA, 1244 nt
Organism: Pteropus alecto (black flying fox)
Lineage: Eukaryota; Metazoa; Chordata; Mammalia; Chiroptera; Pteropodidae
Gene: ABHD11
Product: abhydrolase domain containing 11
Exons: 6
Coding region: 169-1089 (306 amino acids)
Cellular component (GO): mitochondrion
Molecular function (GO): catalytic activity
Source: RefSeq, a predicted model, not a curated record
GGGAUUAUGUUUGGAAACAAGAGCAAAGGUGGGGAGCUCUGCUGUAGGGGGCGGGGGAAGAGAGCGGGGUACCAGUCAGAACUGAGCAGGGUUCUGAGCAAAGGCGGCAGGCGGAGCAUAGGUACAGGACUUACACGCGAGGUGAGCGCUGGGUAGCAGUUUCCAGUUAUGCUCUGCUGGGCCCGUACCUGGAGGCUUUCCCAGAGGGGGCUCGGCCUCUCCAGAACUAGCUUCUCCACGGUGCCUGUCGCACACAGCAGCAGCAGCAGCGGUCAAGGCGGCGCCGAUCCAAGACCGGUGCGGCUUUCCUACAAGCUUCUGGACGGGGACGCAGUCCGUCCGGCCCUCGUCUUUCUUCAUGGUCUCUUAGGUAGCAAAAACAACUUCAACUCCGUCGCCAAGGCCCUGGCCCAGCACACAGGCCGGAGGGUGCUGACAGUAGAUGCUCGGAACCAUGGUGACAGCUCCCAAAGCCCAGACAUGAGCUAUGAGGCCAUGAGUCAGGACCUACAGGACUUCCUGCCCCAGCUAGGCCUUGUGCCCUGUGUCCUAAUUGGCCACAGCAUGGGAGGAAAGACAGCCAUGCUGCUGGCACUACAGAGGCCAGAGCUGGUGGAACGUCUGAUUGUCGAGGACAUGAGCCCCGUGGAAUUCAUGCCCGACCCGAACCUUCAUACCCACAUAGCAGCCCUGAGAGCCAUAGACAUCCCAGACAAGGUGCCCCUCUCCCAUGCCCGUAAACUGGCUGAUGAACAGCUCAGCCGUGUUGUCCAGGACAUUAACAUGCGGAAGCUCAUGCUCACCAACCUGGUGGAGGCAGACGGGCGCUUGGUAUGGAGGCUGAACCUGGAUACCGUGGUCCAGCAUUUGGACAAGAUUUUAGCCUUCCCACCACAAGAAGAACCCUUCCCUGGGCCAACCCUCUUCCUCCGUGGUGAACACUCUAAAUACAUACAUCCCAGCCACUACCCUGAGAUUAGGAGACUCUUCCCUCAGGCCCAGAUACAGACGGUGCCUAACUCUGGCCACUGGAUCCACGCCAGCCACCCACAGGAGUUCAUGGCUGCCAUUCGAGACUUUCUGGUGUGAGAGUUGCUAGCCAAAGAGGGCAUGUUUGAAACCCCAGGCUCUGUGGCCUGCUCCACGUUUCUAUACAGAAGGACUCGGGCAGGCACUUAGAGGGCAUGAGGGUAUAAUGGUGGUCAUAUCUCAAGCUUUAAUGAAUAAAGACUGCUCUCAAGGUC